UUCCAACACACAGACCAUCAUCGAGUUUCGGUGCGGCAAUGGCCAUCAAAGUGCCCCCCCGGCCAGUCGCCGCCUUUCGAGACGGUAGACGACAAGCAUCAUGGCGGUAUUAUUAUCAUCACCGCCGCUAUCUGUCUGGUGAUCUCGCUGGUCUGUCUCCUGAUCCGGGUGUACGUGCGGAUAUUCCUCAAUCCACCAUGGGGACCAGACGAUAUCAUCCUAUUAGGCGCGACGAUAUCUGCUAUUGUUGAGUCAAUCAUCAUUUUUCAUGCCGCGAGCAUCGGCUUCGGGACAGACAUAUCGCUACUCACUGAGACGGCCGUUGAUCGCAUACAAAAUUCCCUCCUUGGUGUCGACAUUCUCUACCUUUUGACUCUCUACCUCUCGAAAUGCUGCAUCAUUGCCAUCUACUUGCGCUUGACGCCCCGCAAGCGCCACAAGAGCAUCCUCUGGGCGACGUUCGGGCUCAGCACAGCGUGGAUUAUCGCGUCGGUGCUAGCUAUUGCAGUAAACUGCGAAGCGAACAAACCGUGGAUUGUACCCGGCGAGCAAUGUCAUCACCUGUUCCCCCGUUGGCAAGCAAUCGCCGCGCUCGACAUCUCGACCGAGCUCUUACUAUUCAUUUUCUGCAUUGCCCUCAUAUGGGGUCUACAGAUGCACAUUACACAUAAAAUGGUGAUCAUGAUAUCGUUCGCCGCGAGAUUACCAUUGAUAAUAUUUUCCGGCCUCCGCCUCUCCAACCUCAAAGAAUACACAACCAUCAAAAACCCCACUUUCACCGCAAUCCGCCACACGGUCUUCACCCAGCUCCACCUCAACUAUGCCCUGAUAGCAUGCACAGUCUUCUGUCUGCGCCCCUUCAUGAACGCCCUCACAACCCAUUACGGCACAGCCGGUGACUCCAAUCUGGGUAGUAGUAGUGGCGGGUACGGGUACGGGUAUGGGUCGAGGAGACGGGGCAAUACAGACCCCUACACGUCGGGGCGGUCGCAGGAUUAUGAGAUGGGGACUGUGAAAGGACGGUCCGGGCGCCGACAGAGUGGCUUGUUCAAACAGAGGCCGCAUUUGGGCGAUGGGGUGGAGAAUGGGACGGUUGUUUGUGAGGUUGCGGGGCCGUCGCGUUCGGGGGAGGGAAGGUCCGAAGGGGAUAGAGGCAGUAUGCGCAGUGGCAGUGAUGGGAGUACGAAAAUGAUUAUUCGGAAGGAUGUGGAAUAUUCUGUCUCUGUUGGGCAUUCAUAG
Molecule: messenger RNA, 1239 nt
Organism: Penicillium verrucosum
Lineage: Eukaryota; Fungi; Ascomycota; Eurotiomycetes; Eurotiales; Aspergillaceae
Exons: 5
Source: RefSeq, a predicted model, not a curated record